AUGGCGACAAUCGAGCUGGAUGUUCCGGCGGCAAAUGAGGGUAGAUACGUAGGCGAGCUCCUAUUCUUUGCCGUGGAUUAUCAUAUUGGAUUUGUCAAGCCAUCGGAAGCGUUGGAUCUGUCUCGUGACCGGCAGGGAUUAGUGCUGUUGCUCGUCGCUGUGGCGGUGGCUAGCGACCGGCUGUACUGCUCUACGGCUGCUUGUUGGUGCCCAAAGCGUCAAUGGCGGGGUGAUUCCCAGUUACCCCUCACUCAUUCUUUGACUCUCACCGCAGCCCCUCUUCCAUCUAUGAGAGACACUUGCCAACCGCGUCUGGCCGCCAUUAGCGCUAGCUCAGGUGACAUCACUACUCUUGCUCUUUGUGAGAUAUGGAUGGAUGCAUUGCUCGCGGUGGAGUAUCUAUCGGCCGAUAACACAUCUAAGAAUCUCUCUGCUGCAUACCUGGUAUCUGGAGAUAAGAUCGGAGGAACCCCGCAGUCUGUCAUCGCCAAUUAA
Aspergillus niger is the source of this 495-nucleotide messenger RNA. RefSeq lists its product as hypothetical. Lineage: Eukaryota; Fungi; Ascomycota; Eurotiomycetes; Eurotiales; Aspergillaceae. Bases 1 to 495 code for a protein of 164 amino acids. The record is from RefSeq and is a predicted model, not a curated record. The transcript has 6 exons.